Messenger RNA from Nannospalax galili (Upper Galilee mountains blind mole rat), 427 nucleotides. RefSeq names its product nudix hydrolase 7 (gene Nudt7). Lineage: Eukaryota; Metazoa; Chordata; Mammalia; Rodentia; Spalacidae. Gene Ontology annotation, molecular function: magnesium ion binding; acetyl-CoA hydrolase activity; manganese ion binding. Gene Ontology annotation, biological process: coenzyme A catabolic process; nucleoside diphosphate metabolic process. The record is from RefSeq and is a predicted model, not a curated record.
UGUAAUGCGCAUGUCUAUCCGGAGGAUUUGCUUCCUGAGGUCUCCCGCUGGUAGCAAAGUAGCUCCUGGGCCAAUGCCGCGACCCUGUGACCUCCGGGAGCCUGUCAGAAACAAUCUGGUAGAUGAUGCGAAGGCCCGCUUGAAGAAGUUCGAGAAAGUUGUUGGGACCAGAUAUUCUCACUUGUCUCCUUACAAAUACUCUGUCCUCUUGCCAUUGUUGGUCAGAAGAGGAAAACUCCACCUGCUGUUCACCGUCCGCUCAGACAAGCUGAGAAGGGGCCCUGGAGACGUCUGCUUCCCUGGAGGAAAGAGGGACCCAGUAGACACAGAUGACACUGCCACUGCUCUGAGGGAAGCUCACGAGGAAGUGGGACUGCAUCCCCACCAAGUGGAGGUCAUCUCUCACCUGGUGCCAUAUCAGAUUGAA